Microthlaspi erraticum is the source of this 2868-nucleotide messenger RNA. The record is from the annotation of a GenBank genome assembly. Lineage: Eukaryota; Viridiplantae; Streptophyta; Magnoliopsida; Brassicales; Brassicaceae.
AUGUCGACUCGUGGUCGUUACGGUGGUAGUGGUCGCGGCGGUGGCCGUGGCGCUGGAGGUCGUAGUUCUGACGAGAGACCGGAGCAGACCUCCGGUGGCCGCGGAGUUGCUGUUUCCGGUGGGAGAGGUCGCGGAAACGCCGGACGGGGAAGCUCUUCAUCUCCUCCGCCGUCAGAUGUUGUUUCCGGUGUUUCUAAGGAGAUCGGAGCGAAAGUUGUAGCCGCGGACGUUGCUUCGUCUUCGGCGGCGUCCGUACAGGAGAAAACGACGAAAGUCCCGGAGUCUGACCCUAGUUUGACUCUCAGUCAAAGCUUAGCAGAGAAAGUCCAGAUUUCUCCGGCGACGACUCUUCCACCGGCUUCCUCGAAGGCGGUGAAGCAUCCGGUCCGACCAGGGUUUGGUAAAGCCGGGACGAAAACCAUGAUUCGAGCGAAUCACUUCCUCGUCCAAGUUGCUGAUAGAGAUCUCUACCACUACGAUGUUGCAAUCAGCCCAGAGGUGAUAUCGAAGAAAGUUAACAGAGCCGUGAUGAAAACUCUGGUGUCCACCUAUGGAGCAUCGCACUUGGGAAAGAGGACUCCUGCGUACGAUGGCCGGAAGAGUCUCUUCACAGCUGGUCCUCUCCCUUUUGAAACCAAAGAGUUUGUUGUGGAUCUGAAGGACAAAAAAGAUGCUGCUUCUUCUUCUAGGAAGGAGAGGCUGUUUAAAGUUGCGAUAAAGCUGGCGUCAAGGCCUGAUUUGUUCCAGUUACAACAGUUCCUCCAAAGGAGAACAAGAGAGGCUCCCUAUGAAACCAUCCAAGUUCUUGACGUUGUUCUCAGAGAUCAGCCAUCGCAAGACUAUGUUACUAUUGGAAGGUCUUUCUUCGACCCUAGAUUGGGAAAGAGGGGUGAGCUUGGUGAUGGUAUUGAGUACUGGAGCGGUUAUUUCCAGAGCCUUAGGCUUACUCAAAUGGGAUUGUCACUGAACAUUGAUGUUUCCGCUAGAUCCUUCUACGAACCAAUUCUCGUUACUGACUUUAUCAGCAAAUUCAUGAAAUUGAGGGACUUCACUAGACCACUGAGGGAUUCUGAUCGCGUCAAGGUGAAGAGAGUUUUGAAGAACCUCAAGAUACAUUUGGCACAGUUUAACUACGAAAGAAGUGCCAAGAUCUCUGGGAUUUCCAACUGUCCUAUCAGCCAAUUACGAUUCACGUUAGAGGACAAUACCCAGAAGACGGUUUUACAAUACUUUGUUGACAAGUAUAACUAUAGGGUGAAAUAUCCCGCACUACCUGCUAUCCAAACAGGGAGUGACUCGAAGCCUGCUUAUUUACCGAUGGAACUAUGUAGAAUUGCUGAAGGCCAGAGGUACACCAAAAGGCUAAAUGAGACGCAAGUGACUGCGAUGCUAAAAGCUACCUGCCAACGACCUCCAGAGAGAGAGGCAUUGAUCAAAAAGAUGGUCCAGGGUAAUAAAUUUAACGAGAGCGAGCUUGUGAGCAAGGAGUUUGGGAUGUCUGUGACAGAUCGUCUAACCUCAGUUGAGGCUCGCGUUCUUCCUCCUCCUAUGUUGAAAUACCAUGACAGUGGUAGAGAAAAAAUGGUGAAUCCACGGCUAGGACAGUGGAACAUGAUUGACAAGAAAAUGGUUAAUGGAGCAAGGGUUACUUAUUGGACUUGUGUGAGCUUCUCCACGAGGAUUGAUCGCGGUUUACCUGAGGAGUUCUGCAGACAGUUGACUGAUAUGUGUGUCAGCAAAGGAAUGCAAGUUAAUCCGAAACCUGCUAUUCCUUUCAUCUCUUGUUCGCCUCAAAAUAUCGAGGAAGCACUUAGAGAUAUUCACCAAAGGGCACCUAAUCUCGAAAUGUUGAUUGUGAUAUUGCCUGAUGUCACUGGAUCUUAUGGAAAGAUCAAAAGGAUAUGUGAAACGGAGCUAGGGAUUGUCUCCCAGUGCUGUCAACCAAAAAAUGUUUGUAAACUCAGCAAGCAGUACAUGGAGAACGUCGCUCUGAAGAUGAAUGUCAAGACUGGAGGACGCAAUACAGUUCUUGAUGAUGCAAUCAGAAGAAGAAUUCCCCUGAUUACUGAUCGCGAGACCAUAAUCAUGGGUGCUGACGUGACUCACCCACAACCUGGAGAGGACUCUAGUCCUUCUAUUGCUGCUGUGGUUGCCUCUAUGGACUGGCCUGAGAUAACCAAAUACAGAGGACUGGUUUCUGCUCAGGCUCAUAGGGAAGAAAUCAUCCAGGACCUGUAUACGCUGGUGCAGGAUCCAGAGCGAGGCUUAGUCCACUCUGGUUUGAUAAGGGAUGGAGUGAGCGAAGGACAGUUCAGUCAGGUUCUGCUCCAUGAGGUGAUCGCAAUCCGCAAGGCGUGUGCCUCUCUCCAAGCGGGUUAUCAGCCGCGUAUCACUUUCGUGAUCGUCCAGAAACGUCAUCACACUCGGUUUUUCCCUGCUCAACAUGGCGAUCGUCACACUACCGAUAAAAGUGGCAACAUCCUUCCAGGUACCGUCGUUGACACCAGCAUCUGUCACCCGAGUGAGUUCGAUUUCUACUUGAACAGCCACGCUGGCAUACAGGGAACAAGCAGGCCUGCACAUUACCAUGUGCUUCAUGACGAGAACGGUUUCUCUGCUGAUGCAUUGCAGAUGCUCACCAACAGUCUUUGCUACACGUUUGCGAGGUGCACCAGGUCUGUCUCAAUUGUGCCACCAGCUUACUAUGCGCACUUGGCUGCAUUCAGAGCUCGUUACUACAUGGAGAGUGACAUAUCUGAUGGUGGUUCGAGCAAGAGCAAGAACACAACGACCAGCGCUGCAGGAGUUGUUAAUCAUCAUCUUCCAGCAGUCAAAGAUAACGUCAAGGAGGUUAUGUUCUAUUGCUGA